GGGAGCACCAAAAAAAAAGCCAACUCGCGAUUGAAAAUCGUCGGAAAUUUUGUAAAAUCCGAGUAUUUCUUCUCACUAAUUCCUUUCACGAUUUUCGUGCAAGUUCCGCUCUACGUAGCGAUUGUGAUCGGGGACUCCUCACUGCUCGUUUCGUGCAUGCCACGCAGCGCUUGCCGUUUUUCCCCGGGGAACGUGCACCGAGAAUCGAGGCAGGCAUGUCGGAUCAGCAGCAGCCGUGCUCAUCGCGGCAGGCGACGACGACGAAGCAACAGGAAUCGAACCAGGCAAAACAGGAACGGCGUAAACGACGCAAGCGGCGGUUAUCGAUGACCAAGAAGGAGAGCAAAGGGCUGAACGGAGCGGGGGGCGCCGAUGCGGAGGACGACAAGCGGGAGGCCGUGAACAAGUUUCUGGAGCCACUGGUGAAGGCGCUUCGCGAAUGUGAACCCGGCAAUGAGAUGCAGGUGUUUCUGGACGAGCUGCAACCGUCGGAGGCCAACAUCGAGCUAGGGCUGGCGCUGGUGAAGAGAGACCUGCAGCGGGUACUGUCGUUCGCGAGCAAUGCCGCCCAAAUCUUCGAGUUCGGUUCCGUGAAAUCCGGACUUGCUAUGCGCGACAGUGACCUCGACUUCUACAUACACUACCAGCACGAGCAACGAGAGCGCGAGGACCAAAUCAAGAUGAUCCAUGUGGUCGCUUCGAGGAUGGACAAAACGGGUUUAUUUGGGCAGAUCGUCAAGAUUACCGGGGCUAAGGUGCCGUUGUUACGAGUCAUCCACCUGAGUACCAACUGCUGCUGUGACAUCAACUUUAGCAAUGCGCGUGGUUGCUAUAACAGCAAGUUCAUCAAGGCAGUGAUGCAGUUCGAUCCGCGCAUACUUCACCUGGCCAUGAUCAUCAAGUUUUGGUCCAAGUGUGCGUACGUGUUGGAUGAGAAGCGGCAGUUCAACUCCUACUGCCUGGUGAUGAUGCUGAUCUUCUACCUGCAAACACGCAAACUGCCCGUUAUUCCAUCGGUCGAGGACAUGCAACAGGGCAUCCCGCGCAUCGAGUAUGGACCGUGGAAUCUCGGCUACCCACAGGCGAUCACGUACAAAACGUGGAACGAAAACUCAUUGCGGGAUCUGCUUAUCGGAUUCUUUCGAUACUAUUCCGAAUUCGAGUUUUCUCGCAAUCUCAUCUCUCCAUUCGUAGGAAGGCUGUGUUCGCUGCAGGAACUGGAGAAGAAAAACAUCCGCGAACUGGCCAAGUAUUAUCGAGCGUGCGAAGUCGACGGAUACACGCCGCUCAUGACGGGUCCGUGGAUCACCAUUCAAGAUCCGUUCGAACUGAACCUGAACGUGGCACGGGUGAUGGUGACGGAUAAACGGUUCGAACAGUUUCGCCUCAGUCUACAGCAUGGGUAUGAUGUUUGCACCAAGCACCGAGAGGCAAGUUUCGCGAAACUACUCGAAGCCCUGUUCACCGAUACGAAACAGUAUACGAAAGCGAAACCGAAACCGAAACCGACCAGCAAGCAAGAAAACGGAGCUCAAGCGGGGAAGAAGAGUGAAACGAAUGGUACAGCGGGGAAAGAUGCACCCAAAGCUCCCGGACAAACGUGGCGCUUCCCGCCACUGGAGAACGAGCUGUUCGUCGUGAAGCAGAUACUGUUGACGCGCGAUCCGGAGCGUAAGACCGUCAUCACGGAACCACGGAUUCGGCAGCUGUGGAGCGCUAGUGUGCUCGAGUUUAUGGUGGACAUCCUGCGGAAGCUGUUCAUGGUUGAGCUCGAUCCGGUUGAGGAGGAGCCUCAGCAGGGUGAGAAAAGGCCGGAUGAGAAAAAGCCUGAUGAAAAACAACCGGAUGAAAAGGAUACCGUUAAAGAGGCGGCGGAAGCGGAAGGUGAUGGUGAUCUGGCUUGCCCGCACAACAAACGAUUCAUUAUGACCUGCGAGCGGCAAGUGUUUAUCGCUCGUAAACGCAUCAAGAUCACCAACGAAGCGGAGCUCAAGCAAGAGAUCGACAUAUCCAAGCAACGCUGGGACCGUAACCAUGCUCUCCGUUUCAAGACUCCCGUCGAGUUGGCUGUGGUUGACGGGGUGAUCGAGCUGCGGUUGCCAGAGGAUCAGCGGAAGAAUGGUCCCUUGCGGCUAUUCAUGGACACCUGUUUUCUCGUGCACAUACGCAAGUGUCUGAAGGGAUACUUUUACGUGAUGCUGUCGAAGGCACAGCGCAAGAGAAUUGACUCCACGAACCAACAGGCGACGGAUACAGCAAAAAACUGAAAGAUCGUAUUCACGUGACGAUGCAGCGAUGAGCGACAAAGCCGGUUGGUUACUGAACAUGCAUCUUGACAUCACCGGUGUUGGGCACGGGACAAAAGGCCAAUUGCGAUGAUAAGGGAAUACAGCCUUUUCCCCUUUUUUACCUCAUUUCAAUUUUCUCUCCUUUUGGGGGAUGCCUACAACGACCCUAUCUCGUCUUAAGCGUGGAGAUACUUUUGCUUUUUACUUAGUGUACAUUUCAUUCAAAAUGUUUUAAUUUAUCUGCAA
This is a messenger RNA of Anopheles darlingi, 2534 nucleotides long. RefSeq lists its product as uncharacterized. Bases 216 to 2267 code for a protein of 683 amino acids. The record is from RefSeq and is a predicted model, not a curated record. Gene Ontology annotation, molecular function: RNA uridylyltransferase activity. Lineage: Eukaryota; Metazoa; Arthropoda; Insecta; Diptera; Culicidae. The transcript has a single exon.